Messenger RNA from Terrapene triunguis (Three-toed box turtle), 1856 nucleotides. It is a transcript of the gene PGF, whose product is annotated as placental growth factor. Gene Ontology annotation, cellular component: membrane. NCBI's taxonomy places the organism in Eukaryota, Metazoa, Chordata, Testudines, Emydidae. The transcript is spliced from 7 exons. Gene Ontology annotation, biological process: vascular endothelial growth factor receptor signaling pathway; positive regulation of mast cell chemotaxis; positive regulation of endothelial cell proliferation. The record is from RefSeq and is a predicted model, not a curated record. Bases 371 to 868 code for a protein of 165 amino acids. Gene Ontology annotation, molecular function: growth factor activity; vascular endothelial growth factor receptor binding; chemoattractant activity.
GGGCAGAGGUGGUGUCAGUGUCCCAGGACUAAGACAGCUUGGACUUGCAUCUCAGCUAUCAGCGUCCCUUGUCUCUGAGCACCCCUCAUCCCGUGCCACCUCGGGGGCUCUGGAACACUGGCCUCCCGUCUCCUGACCACUGACCACCACAGCCUCUCCCAGGGCUAAGCUGCUGUGACUGGACCACGGGUGCUGUGUUUGGGACGCUCGGGUCCUGGACUGUGGCCAGCGUGAGGGCUCCCAGGAGUGCCACAGCCAGGGGAUCUCUGCAUUUCCCCAGCUCUGGAAUCUCUCGCAGGGGGCAGUAUGUUUGUUUCAGCUGGGACACGGGACUCUUCACUGGGGCAAAACUGAGGAGGCAAAACCAGCGAUGCAGCUUCUCAGCAGUUUCCUGAAACUUCUUGUGGCUCUUGCGCUGCAGGCAUCACACACUCAGCAGUGGGACAGGUUCAGCAGAAACAGCACCUCAGAAGGGCAAGUCCUGCCCUUCCAGGAAGUUUGGGGCCGCAGCUUCUGUCGGCCCUUGGAGAUGCUGGUGGAUAUUGUGUCCGAGUACCCCAGUGAGGUGGAGCACAUGUUCAGCCCUUCCUGCAUCUCCCUGCAACGCUGCACCGGCUGCUGCGGAGACGAGACACUGCAGUGUGUCCCAGUGGAGACGGCCAAUGUCACCAUGCAGCUCCUGAAGAUGAAGCCAGCGGGGCAGGUGCCCUAUGUGGAACUGUCCUUUACAGAGCACAGGCAGUGCGAGUGCAGGCCUCGGCGGGAUACACUGAAGUCAGGAAGGAGGAGACCCAAGGGCCAAGGCAAGAGGAAACGAGAGAAGCAGCGACCUAAAGGCUGUGAUCUAUGUGCCAUUCCACGCAGGUAGUCAUCUCAGCAGGAGAGGGCAGCACCACAGUGCCCGUACUUAUUACCAAGUCCUCUAACCACCUGUAUGUAUGCGCCAAUUGCAUUCUUGACUGAAGCCUGUGGGACUUGUGGCUACUUGCACUUAUGAGCUGUGACCCUCCAAGCAGACAAGAAGUGGCGAGGCGAGCGACAGGACAGGAGCAUGGGCCCUUUUGCCGGAGAGGAUGACCUGGACUCUUGCUUGGCCACCUGCAGGGAUACAGCUCCAGGACCAGGGAAACUCAGCUGCGAGAGAGGCAGUCACCCUUUAGGCUGACCUUCCCCACCUUAAGGGCCUUCCCAGGAAUCUCUGCACAGUUAACAUUAGUGGUUAAAGGACUCAGGGGCCAGAUUCAGGGCUGAAAAUCUUCAUAAUGAGGCUCAACAGGUCCAGGGCUUUGCAUUCAACACUCAGCCAGAGGACAGCAGGGGACGAGCUCGGCCAAACGUGGGAAUGUUUUUGUGGCCGCUGCAGCUGAAGGAGUAUUCCAAAGUGCUGAGGGUGCAGCAGGACAGCACAGAACCUCAGGGAGGUGCCAGCACAGAACCUCAGGGAGGUGCCAGUCCAGGGGCUGCUGCACUGGGAACGUUCCCUAUUGUUGUCACCCACAGGAGUCUUGUGCUGCCACCUCCACCUUUGCAGAGCAACCCUUCCCUGAGCUGCCAGCUGGCGGAGGGGACCACACAGUCAUGAAGGAAGGAAACCUGUCCCUAGUGGGGACUCCAGUGUGGUGUCUGUCCAGCUCCCUGCACAGGAAAGAUGUGGAGAAGCUGCAGUGAGCAGGGAUGGGGGCUGGCCUGGGACCUAUCUGCUUUUGGAGUUCCCUGGGUGGGAUGGGAUAGAGAAUCCCAGGUCAACUGUAUCACAGAGGGAAUCAUGACACCCCAGCACCUGGGCUGCAGCACGGUUCCUGGGGCCCUUCCCCUGGCUGCAGCGCAGCAAUUUUCAAGCCAAGUCUUUCUGAAUA